GCGGGGUCCAGUCGCGCCCUCCAAUUCCCUUGCAGGACCUGUGCUCCCGCCGGCCUGCCGCAAGUGCAUAGAGAAGAUGUUGAGUGGCAACAGGGAUUCAAGAGACAGAUGGUUGGUGUGGAGAAAAAAUGAGGGAGCAUGGACAUCCCGGGGUAUAAUGCUAGGCCCGUUGGGGCAAGGCAGCCUGGGCUCUAAUUAUAUGGAUUUGGUGCACAAUCAAGACCGGAAUCAGAGCCAUGAUUAAAGUAGUUGCUGUCACGUAGACAGCAGGCCGCUUUCUAUUCCCUCAAGGUUGGACUGUUCUUGGCUAAAGGUGGUAAACAACUUCGAGGAAAAACAAGAUGUGAAAAAAUGAGGGAGCUUGCUUAUCACAGAAACCGCAAGUAGAAUGAACAUGAAAAUGUAAACUAUCAGCUGCUGUUGCUGAGCUAGCUUGAAGCCUGCAUUGUAUAUAAGUUAGAGCCUGCUUUUAAUAAAGUGAAGAUUUCUGCUAUCACUCACAUUGAGUAGGACUAGAUUUCUUCCCACCCAGCUGAGAGUUGGAUCCUAGGCUAAGAGCUGCAAAACUUCGCAACAGUUGGUACUGUGGUACUUUGAGCAUCUGCUGAAACUGCAGGUAGCAGAGUUUGUGCAGGUGUUAGAAACACUGAGUCAACGAUCCUCUGAUGGCAGCAAAAUCCCGAGUGCUGGCAGUUGCCCACAAGCUUCUUUGUGACAAGCCUGAGCUGGAAAAAGUUUUGCUUGUUCAGCUGAACUGCAUUAAGAGAAAAGACGUUGAGUCCAAAAUGCUCAGUGCUCUUCUCUGCGGGGUAAACAGACUGGUGAUGAGAAAAUGAAAGAGGAAAUGAACUCACUGUUUAAAGUUCUGCAUUUUGUGAACUUUGGCACCAGUAUCCAGGCCCUGAUGUUACUGUUCCAAGCGAUGGACUCUCAGGAGACCAUGUUGGAUAGGUACUAUGCAGCACUCUACAAGAGUUGGAUGAUGAAGAGUGCUCUAAGGAUCAAGAAGAGGCAGAAGAGGAUGAGGAAAAAAUUAUGGAUGCAGACAAAGAAGACAAAGGUGAAGAGAGGGCUGCAACAGAAAGUUCUGCUAAAACAAAUGAUUCUGAUUCAACAGCCUCAUGAAUGCAUCAUCUGAAUAUGGGAGAAAACACCAGCAGUGUGGUAAUGCAGCCGAAGAAGAAGCAGUGUAUGAAAGAUAUGAAUAAUCUUGCAGUCAACAGUAAGGAAUUUUGUGCCAAAGAUGAAAGCAAAAUCCCAGUGGAUGAAGUGUUUUUUCACAGAUUUUAUUCAAAGUUCGAUAAGAGGAGAGAGAAACAAAAGCGUCAGGAUGAUGAAGAAAGUCUGGAAGAUGUAGAUGAUGAAUUUGAAAGAGCAUUGGAUACAUUCGAAGCUGCUGAAAAUGCCAUUGAUGCUGGCCAGGAUGACCUGGAUUUCGCUAGAUGUAAACAGUGACAAGCUUGUCAGUAAAAAGGGCAAGACAUGAGUGUUGUGUGAUCACUUGAAGGAUCCAAACAAGGAAAGAAGAGAAAACUCAAGGAUGCCUGUAUACUGGCAUCUGCAGAAGAGUUAGGCUACCUACUGGAUGAAAAUGCUGGGUCUAAGUUUGACAAUAUUGGCAUGAACGCCAUGGCCAACCGAGAUAAUGUAAGUACAAUGCUACAGAGUGCAGAUAGUUAUAACGCUGGUUCUUUCUCUUCAGAUCGUUUCCUUAAAAAGAUGUACCUUAACUGAAAUAUACACACAGUGUCACACAAUAGGGACAGUAGCUCGAUGUCAAUAAGACAACCUUCUUAGUUACAAGAGAUGCCCGGUGC
This is a messenger RNA of Colius striatus (speckled mousebird), 1817 nucleotides long. Its product is annotated as CCAAT/enhancer-binding protein zeta-like. The coding region runs from base 1126 to 1455 and encodes 109 amino acids. Lineage: Eukaryota; Metazoa; Chordata; Aves; Coliiformes; Coliidae. Gene Ontology annotation, cellular component: nucleus. The transcript is spliced from 10 exons. The record is from RefSeq and is a predicted model, not a curated record.